Messenger RNA from Racocetra persica, 181 nucleotides. The record is from the annotation of a GenBank genome assembly. Lineage: Eukaryota; Fungi; Glomeromycota; Glomeromycetes; Diversisporales; Gigasporaceae.
AGUAGCCCAACAAAACCAAUUGAGUAAUGCAAUUUUGAGAACUGUUCUUGAAAAUAAUGAUUCGACGAUAAGACCUUCGAUUACUACUGGAUUUCGUUCAAUGCCACAUCUUUACAUCGACAUGAUUAACUUGGAUGAAUUUUUUUCUAAAUUAAUUGGUGGAAUCCUUUAUCCAUUUGAU